GUCGGAAUUGGAUGUAUCAGUUUGACUUUCAGCCCUGUAGACCGCCAAGUACACACGAAACCGGAUGAAGCCAGUUUAUGUCUAUCCUUCCCACCUUUAAACGAACGUUUUCGCGACUUUUGAUUAGAGGGGGCAGAUAGCCUCAGCGCACAGAUCCGAGACCCCCAUAGAAAUUGCUGAACCCAGUAAUUCUCAUAUUCAUAAAUUAGACUGGUUAUUAAUUCGGUCUUUGGCUUCCACCCAGGGAAUCCGCGUAUCACACGGGCCGCGACAACGUCUUGAAGUCCGCUCCCCGUACGUUUCCACUUACGAGUAAAAUUUCGUAUGUAUAAUGUGAGGGUUUUGAUUGAAUGAAAGAAGUUGUUCAUUUACAUGCAAUAAGUUUUGGACUAGGAUGCUGUAUCAGGUCCUCUUAUAUAAGUUGAUAUGGAGCAGCAAACCUUUCACCAUGUUUCCAUCAUUGUUUUCUUCUUUAGCUGUUCUUACCACCGUCGUUUUGACGGCUCAGGCCGCUCCGAUGCCGGCAUCGUGUCGCGCGACAUCCAGUACCCUGGCCGGCAUAGGCAUGUGCUUCGAGCCCUCUGUGGGGUGCAACCCAGGCCAGAGGUUCGGAGAGUACAUUGCGAGGAAUAUCCGACACGAGAAGGGCAUUCGUGGGAUAGUUCACUUGCUGUACGAAGUGAGGUGUUUAUCAGGAGGACGACAGUACUGCUUGAUGCAGGUGUAAUCUCUAGGGAAAUCACGUAGUGGUACGAGAGACCCUUUAAGUGAUACGGAU
Messenger RNA from Colletotrichum acutatum, 778 nucleotides. RefSeq lists its product as uncharacterized. The transcript is spliced from 3 exons. The coding region runs from base 395 to 727 and encodes 110 amino acids. The record is from RefSeq and is a predicted model, not a curated record. NCBI's taxonomy places the organism in Eukaryota, Fungi, Ascomycota, Sordariomycetes, Glomerellales, Glomerellaceae.